UUGUUCAGUUCGUUACCACUUUACAACAAGCCGCUAUGCUUACAAUCAAAGUUGACGGCGGAGCAAGACAUUGACAAGGUAUCACUUCUGUUUCACAACAAAGUGUGCGUGCUGUUGUACUGAAGCGUGUGUUCAUCAAUGCUAAUAUACAGGAUGUCUUUUACAUGAACACUUUAGUCAUUUAGCAGUAGCUCUCAUCCAGGGCAACUUACAAUAGUGGCUUUGUAGAUUUUUCAUAAUUUUGUGUCCACCUGUGGGAGCUGAAUAAAUCCAGGUGUUUGUGAGCUCCACGCUCAUGCCAAGCGAGCCACAUUGGACCCCAAGUAUGGGUGUCAAACUUGUACUUGCCUUUACUCAGAACACACCAAUAUCAGGUAAGAUGCUGAGUGUGUCCACUCCAACCCAGAUUACCCCUGGCGGAGAGGACAGUUCUGAAUCGGACCGGGGCUCAGAGGUCGGAGUUCCACUUCCAGCCACCGAGACGGACCGCUUUGGCUUCAUCCUUGGAAAUGGAUCUACUGCCAGUGGAAUCAGGAGUGAAGGCCCGCCACCGGAGCUUGUCAGACAGAGAGAGGCAAAGUGGAUCAGCAUCAUCAGCCAAUGGGAUCGUGUCUUACUAAAGAAGUCCAGUAAGAUCAAAGAGCAGUGUCAGAAGGGUAUCCCAGCAUCCCUCAGGGCUAAAUGCUGGCCACUGCUGAGUGGUGCUACGGACAGAAUGCGCCUCAACAAGGACCUCUACCAGACCUUGGACUCCAGGCCCGCACUGCAGAGCUGGGUUGACAUUAUAGAGAGAGACCUGGAUCGCCAGUUCCCCUUCCAUGAGAUGUUCCUCUCUAGAGACGGCCACGGGCAGCGCGGUCUGUUCCGUGUGCUGAAGGCCUUCACUCAGCUCCGGCCGGAGGAGGGGUACUGCCAGGCCCAGGGGCCUGUGGCCGCCGUGCUGCUCAUGAACAUGCCGACCGAGGAAGCAUUCUGGUGCCUGGUACAGAUUAGUGAGCUGUACCUCCCUGGUUACUACAGCCCCCUACUGGAGGGUGUUCUUUUUGAUGCGGCCAUGCUAACCUGGGUGCUGAAAAAGAUGUGUCCCGCAGCCCACAAGCACAUGCAGAGACAUGAGGUGGACCCUUUGAUGUUCGCCACCGACUGGCUGAUGUGUCUGUUCACACGCCACCUGCCCUUCAACACCCUCCUCCGAGUCUGGGACCUCUUCUUCUGCUACGGAGUGCGCGUGUUAUUCCAGGUGGCAGUGGUCUUAGUGCGCAGGGCUCUGGGCCGGGUGGAGCAUAGGGAGGAGUGCGACGGACAGAUGGAGACCCUGGAGAGGCUGAGGGGAGUGAAGGAGCAUGUACUGCUGGAUGACGACGCCUUCAUCGCAGAGGUGUGUUCUGUCCCGCUGUCUGGUAAGGAUCUGGACAAGCAGACCGAGAAAGAGCUGGAGAAGUGGCGGAAGGAGCGUCCCGCUUCCACCUUUGACCCCCGGGGUCGUUGCCACGGAUAUCGGACGGUGUGGGCAAGGGCUCGAGAGAGGGAGGAGAGGAAUAAGAAGCAGAGGGAGAAAGUGAACAUGUCUCUCCACAUCAAUCGCUCUCCUUCCACCCUCUCCCUCUCUCCCUCAGUCUUCCGCAAGAGGCAGAAGAGGGGGAGCAAGUCAGAUCCUUACGAGGGGGAGGGGGGAUGCAGAGGGGUGAGCGAAGUCCCAGAGGAGGUGUGGGAGGAGCAGAGGGAUGGAGGGAUUUUCAGGAGAGCGAGUGAGACGGGUGAAGGUCCAUCCAGGACCCAGGGUGUUCCACCAACACCAAAGGACAGGGUACCGUUCAAACCCAAAGGACAAGAGGCCCGGACCCAAGACUCAGAUCCACGCCAGGAGCUCACCUCUCAGCGUCAGCGAAAGAACCAGGGUCAAACAUUCCGGGCCCCGGAGGCACAGGACACCAGCCACAGCCAGGACAAUGUGGAGACACAGGAAAUACUGAACACACAGUCAACAGGGAGGGCAAACGUGAUUACUGAGCACAUGGUUACAGAGACACCGGGUGAGGAAGAGGAAAGUGAGGAGGUAGAGGAGGCGGCAAAGACACGUGACAAAACACUGACAGACAAACACACACGUCAAGACAUCCAGACACAUGCAGAACCCAAGAGAGCGGGAGACAUGGAGACAGAAAAAACUAGCGAAAUACUCACAGAUGAAAGUGCAGAGACAGGGAUGGCCACUGACGCUAAACAAGGGGCCGACACAAACACAGGGUCACUGACAGGGAGACACACAGAGACUGACACACAAUCACUGACAGGGAGACACACAGAGACUGACACACGAUCACUGACAGGGAGACACACAGAGACUGACACAGCGACAGAUACAGACAAGGAGGUAGAGGCCGGUAUAGAGGUUCAGUUGCAAACAGGCGCAGAAACCGAGACAUGCGCAGAUACAAAAUCAGAGGUAGAGAGACCAGAUGAAGCAGAGGUUUAUCCAGAAGCGGAGACCCUGGGAGAAUGUGAUUCCACCAUCCACAUAGAUGCUGACACGCUAGCAGAGGCCGAAACAGACUCUGGAUCACAGAUGGAAGCAGUCAAAAACACAGAGGGACCUGUAAACACAGAGGUCGGGACAGAGGGACCUGUACACAAAGAGGAAGAGGGACCUGCAAACAAAGAGGAAGAGGGACCUGUACACAAAGAGGAAGAGGGACCUGUAAACACAGAGGUAGAGACAGAGGGACCUGUAAACACAGAGGUAGAGACAGAGGGACCUGUAAACCAAGGGGUAGAGGGACCUGUAAACCAAGGGGUAGAGGGACCUGUAAACCAAGGGGUAGAGGGACCUGUAAACCAAGGGGUAGAGGGACCUGUAAACCAAGGGGUAGAGGGACCUGUAAACAAACGUGUAGAGGGACCUGUAAACAAACGUGUAGAGGGACCUGUAAACAAACGUGUAGAGGGACCUGUAAACCAAGGGGUAGAGGGACCUGUAAACACAGAGACAGAGGUACCUGUAAACACAGAGACAGAGGUACCUGUAAACACAGAGACAGAGGUACCUGUAAACACAGAGGCAGAGGUACCUGUAAACACAGAGGCAGAGGUACCUGUAAACACAGAGGCAGAGGUACCUGUAAACACAGAGGCAGAGGUACCUGUAAACACAGAGGCAGAGCCUGAGGUGGAAGGGGACUCGCCAGACGGACCGGGCCAAGAAAAGACAGCGACUGAUGAACCCCAGGGUCCCGUCACCAUGCCUCCAGGGUUGUGUCAGGACGCCAGCGAGAGUGAGGAAGCCAGGGAGGACGUAUUCCCACUCCCCUCCCAGGAAGUCUCCGCUGACAUCAUCACAGCGUUACAACCGGGGGAACCACUGAGGGCUGACAUCUCUCACAUACCUGGCAACAAGGCGUCCGAACGUGGCAAGAGUGACUCCCCUCUUGUAGAACCAAAGGCUGACUCUGGCAGCUCGGUGGCCGCGCCAGCCGACGCUUCGUCCAGACGGACACUGCCCGGCGACGGGCCGUGGGCGGUCCCGGCCGGAGAUUUCCGGCUCCGAAAGUCGUCAAGCUCCCGGAGGCACACGCGGAAGCUGUCCGCAGAGCUCUUCACCGACCCCAACCAAUCACAACCCGCCUCCAACCAAUCACAACCCGCCUCCAACCAAUCACAACCCGCCUCCAACCAAUCAAAUGCAAGCCUUGUCGCGUCAGGCCAAACGCAAGCUACUCCCUCGGCUCCCGUUCAGGCAGCCGUGCCCCCAGAAUCGCCCCGAAGGGUGACAGGGACCACCUCGACUCCUCCCCCACCUCAGGCUGGGCUGAAACCAGACAGGGAGCCCCCCAACACCCCACGGAGAUUUGGCCUAUUCCGCCUGCUCAGAGGGGAGCAGCCUAAACACGACCGGGCCAAAGUAGAACCUAAAGUCCCGGUUCCACACAUCCUGAUCCAGGACUUCAGUGAUGGUGUGGGCGACGGGUGCACGCGGCUCAAAGACAUUUGGUUCCAAAAGAAACUCUACUCCGUCCACGGAGGCGUACUUUUAAAAAGGAAUGAGGUGAACGAAGAUUAA
Messenger RNA from Esox lucius (northern pike), 4057 nucleotides. It is a transcript of the gene tbc1d10c, whose product is annotated as TBC1 domain family, member 10C. Lineage: Eukaryota; Metazoa; Chordata; Actinopteri; Esociformes; Esocidae. The record is from RefSeq and is a predicted model, not a curated record. The coding region runs from base 296 to 4057 and encodes 1253 amino acids. The transcript has 12 exons.